UGCCGUUAUUGCAGGCAGAGAAGAAGAAGAGCGGCGCCGGAAGGACAGAGGCUGACAGAAGGACGGAUCUGCGCCGUGCAGGGACUGUGCUGGGCUAGCUUAGGAAAGAUGCUGACCAAUAUCUCUAACGUGUUGAGAGCUUGCGCUCAGAGGAAUGGAGCUGCGGCUGUGGUGUCAGCACGCACAUAUGCUGACUUCACAAACGAGGCUACUUUUGAAAUUAAGAAAUGUGACACCUUCAAGCUGGAUGAGGGCCCAGCCACUCAGGUGGUUAUGACUCGUGAUGAGGGUCUGCAGUACUACCGUACCAUGCAGACCAUGAGGCGUAUGGAGCUGAAGGCAGAUCAGCUGUACAAGCAGAAGAUCAUCAGAGGAUUCUGCCACUUGUAUGAUGGCCAGGAAGCUUGUGCUGUUGGUAUUGAAGCUGCAAUCAACCUGUCAGACCACCUGAUCACUGCAUAUCGUGCUCAUGGCUAUACUUACACCAGAGGAGGGACUGUGAAGAAAAUCAUGGCUGAGCUUACUGGCAGAAGAGGAGGCAUUGCAAAGGGAAAAGGAGGCUCUAUGCACAUGUACUGUAAGCAUUUCUACGGAGGAAAUGGAAUCGUCGGAGCUCAGGUUCCUCUGGGAGCAGGUGUGGCGCUGGCCUGCAAGUAUCAGGGCAACAGUGAGCUGUGCGUCUGUCUCUAUGGUGAUGGUGCUGCCAACCAGGGUCAGAUUUUUGAAACCUACAAUAUGGCUGCUCUUUGGAAGUUGCCCGUCAUCUUCAUCUGUGAGAACAACGGGUAUGGCAUGGGCACAUCCGUGGAGCGAGCUGCUGCCAGCACGGACUACUUCAAGAGAGGAGAGUUCAUUCCUGGUGUCAGGGUGGAUGGAAUGGAUGUUCUGUGUGUUCGGGAAGCUAGCAGGUUUGCAGCAGAUUACUGCAGAUCUGGAAAAGGUCCUAUUCUCAUGGAACUGCAGACCUACCGCUAUCAUGGACACAGCAUGAGCGAUCCUGGAGUCAGCUACCGUACACGUGAGGAGAUCCAGGAGGUCCGCAGCAAGAGUGACCCCAUCUCCAUGCUGAAGGACCGCAUGCUCAGCAACAACAUGGCCAGCGUGGAGGAGCUCAAGGAAAUUGAUGUUGAGGUGAGAAAGGAAAUUGAAGAUGCUGCUCAGUUUGCCACCACAGAUCCCGAACCCCCACUGGAAGACCUGUGCAACCACAUCUUUCACAACAACCCUCCGUUGGAGGUGCGCGGCACAAACCCCUGGUCCAAGCUGAAGUCUGUUAGCUGAAUUUUUUGAUCCCUUUCUUUAAUCAGCUCAUCCACCCUAAAACAUAUUCAAUCGUCUUUCUUUCACUCUAAUGCGCACACAUCAUACAAUGUACCAUAAACUAGUGCCUCAAUCCCAGAGCUUUAGGCAUCAGCAAGGAAUUUCAUUUCAGUACUGUACAUGUAAACCACAGGGGCCAUAUUCACAAAGAGUUGACAAAAACCUACUGCCAUAAUGAUUUGUCAGUUUGUUACGGUGCUAAUUAUCACAGUACAACACAAAGCCUUACACAGAGAGAUGUAGAAACAGCAGUAAGUUGGAUAAUUAUCUAAUGUGAAGUACAUUUCUUUGUCACUGUUACCGCAGUCUCAUGAAAUUCUGUCCUACAUUUAUUUAUAUUUUUUGAAAGAAUAUUUAACUAAGAGCCAAUUAUCCUCAUUUUAGAGCUUUCAUUAUCUGUUCAGUGUUUAAAAUCACCAUUCCCUGUCGAUCAUUUAAAGUGUUCAUCUCAAGUUCACCAAAAGUUACAAAUUAAUACCCGUGAAGCGCAAUAAAUUUCCUAAGCUACUGUAUUUAAAGUAUAUUGUGUCCUAAUAUUAAGCACUUCCUAUUUUUUGAGAAUGUUUUUUUUUUCUAAUCUGGCCCUGUGUGAACAUAAGUUGUACACUGUACUGGCUUGCUUGAUGUUUUUCUCGGGUCAUUAUUGAGGUCACAGUGCAAUACGAAAAACGCCAUCUGUCACUGUUCAACUCAAAAACAGACUGUCUGACCUGUAAAAUAUAACUUUGUACUCUUUAUAAAUAAGUGUACAUGAUAAAUAAUUCAAGUUAAUCAGUUCUUGUCUUUUUUUUUUUUAAUUUAACCUCUUGUUACUAAGACACCAUACAAGGCAGCAUGGUAGAGAAUCAUACGAUCUCUGAAUAUACUGUAUGUAACAGAGAGCAAAGAAUACCAAGAGAAAGUUUUGAAAUGUUUUAAAAUCUAUCUCGCUGAACCAAACAUGUGCCUGGCAGAUCUGGUGGUGUUUGGAAGAUGAAUGUGUCGUCUUACGUUUGUGUCACACUCCAACCUGAGCAAGUGUGUUUGCAUUCAUGUGGUUGCUUUGCAGAAACUCUGGUGUGGUUGUUUGAGUUUAAAGAGCAGCGCAUCCACAUGUAUUUGGAGAAGCUCUUAUUAAAUUGUUGGUAUACGUAACUAAGGGUAUUUAUAAUCCUCGAUAUUUGCAAUCAAGAUUCCCACAAGCUGAAGAGUUGCCUGCAGCAGCAGUGGAUGUAAACAUACCAACUUUUAGCCAUUUUAGUGCUUUCAUCCUCUAAGCUUCACUGCAUGUUUUAAUUUCCUAAUCUAAGAGAGAUGUCGGGUUCAGUAUUAUUGGUUGAGUGCAUCAGUAGCUUUAUGUGCCACUUGUAUGUUUCACUAAGAAGGGUAAUUGUAAUAAUAGUGGCACAUUAAAAGCUCACAUGCAGAGGAUACAUGGACAUUUUGAAUUUAAGUCUGCCUUUAUACAGUACUGUGGAGGAAGAAAUAUCUGCAAGUGACACCUCAGGUAGCAAAAUGAAAAAGCUGCAUAUUAACAUGCAAUGCUAGCAGGAAGCUACAAUGUUGAUUUGUAGCUAUUAUGAACAUUGUAAUAAUGCUUGCAACCCUGUAGAGGUGUACCGGGGGGUCAAGCCUUUUCUCUCUGUAAUGUGAGAUGUAUCUAGUUAAAUCACAGGCUAAAAUUGAAAAUGUCAGUAAUGUGUUACAUCUGAGAAUGGCUGCAAUGUGAGAAUUUGUGGUAGUGAACUGUUACAUUUAGGGUGGCAGAUGAAGCAAGCAAAUAUGCUCCAUGGAAACAUUGUUUUUAUGUGUGAGCCGCUGUAAUAAAAAGACUGUAAGGUA
Amphiprion ocellaris (clown anemonefish) is the source of this 3141-nucleotide messenger RNA. It is a transcript of the gene pdha1a, whose product is annotated as pyruvate dehydrogenase E1 subunit alpha 1a. Gene Ontology annotation, cellular component: intracellular membrane-bounded organelle. The record is from RefSeq and is a predicted model, not a curated record. The transcript is spliced from 11 exons. NCBI's taxonomy places the organism in Eukaryota, Metazoa, Chordata, Actinopteri, Pomacentridae. Gene Ontology annotation, biological process: pyruvate decarboxylation to acetyl-CoA. The coding region runs from base 109 to 1281 and encodes 390 amino acids. Gene Ontology annotation, molecular function: pyruvate dehydrogenase (acetyl-transferring) activity.